GUGCGGGGUCCCGGCGUCGGUGGCGCGCGCGCUCCCUCCUCUCGGAGAGAGGGCUGUGGUAAAAAGCCGUCCGGAAAAUGGCCGCCGCCGCCGCUGCCGCGCCGAGCGGAGGAGGAGGAGGAGGCGAGGAGGAGAGACUGGAAGAAAAGUCGGAAGACCAGGACCUCCAGGGCCUCAAGGACAGACCCCUGAAGUUCAAAAAGGUGAAGAAAGAUAAGAAAGAAGACAAAGAGGGCAACAAGCAUGAGCCUCUGCAGCCGUCAGCCCACCACUCUGCGGAGCCAGCAGAGGCAGGCAAAGCAGAGACAUCAGAGGAGUCGGGUUCUGCCCCGGCCGUGCCAGAAGCUUCUGCUUCUCCCAAACAGCGGCGCUCCAUCAUUCGUGACCGGGGACCCAUGUACGACGACCCCACCCUGCCUGAAGGCUGGACAAGAAAGCUUAAGCAAAGGAAGUCUGGCCGCUCAGCUGGGAAGUAUGAUGUGUACUUGAUCAAUCCCCAGGGAAAAGCCUUUCGCUCUAAAGUGGAGUUGAUUGCAUACUUCGAAAAGGUAGGCGACACCUCCUUGGACCCUAAUGAUUUUGACUUCACGGUAACUGGGAGAGGGAGCCCCUCCCGGCGAGAGCAGAAACCACCUAAGAAGCCCAAAUCUCCCAAAGCUCCAGGAACUGGCAGAGGUCGGGGACGCCCCAAAGGGAGUGGCACUGGGAGACCCAAGACAGCGGCCUCGGAAGGUGUUCAGGUGAAAAGGGUCCUGGAGAAAAGCCCUGGCAAGCUCCUCGUCAAGAUGCCUUUCCAGCCAUCACCUGGGGGCAAGGGCGAAGGGGGUGGGGCUACCACUUCGGCCCAGGUCAUGGUGAUCAAGCGCCCCGGAAGGAAGAGAAAGGCGGAGGCCGAUCCCCAGGCCAUUCCCAAGAAACGGGGCAGAAAGCCUGGGAGUGUGGUGGCAGCUGCUGCUGCCGAGGCCAAAAAGAAAGCCGUGAAGGAGUCUUCCAUCCGGUCUGUGCAGGAGACCGUGCUCCCCAUCAAGAAGCGCAAGACCCGGGAGACGGUGAGCAUCGAGGUGAAGGAAGUGGUGAAGCCACUGCUGGUGUCCACCCUUGGGGAGAAGAGCGGGAAGGGACUGAAGACCUGCAAGAGCCCUGGGCGGAAAAGCAAAGAGAGCAGCCCCAAAGGGCGCAGCAGCAGCAGCAGCGCCUCCUCACCCCCCAAGAAGGAGCACCACCAUCACCACCACCACUCAGAGUCCCCAAAGGCCCCGACACCACUGCUCCCACUCCCACCUCCGCCCCUGCCUGAGCCUGAGAGCUCUGAGGACCCUACCAGCCCCCCUGAGCCCCAGGACUUGAGCAGCAGCGUCUGCAAAGAGGAGAAGAUGUCCCGAGGAGGCUCACUGGAGAGUGAUGGCUGCCCCAAGGAGCCAGCUAAGACUCAGCCCGCGGUCGCUACUGCCGCCACAGCCGCAGAAAAGUACAAACACCGAGGGGAGGGAGAGCGCAAAGACAUUGUUUCAUCCUCCAUGCCAAGGCCAAACAGAGAGGAGCCUGUGGACAGCCGGACGCCCGUGACCGAGAGAGUUAGCUGACUUUACACAGAGCGGAUUGCAAAGCAAACCAACAAGAAUAAAGGCAGCUGUUGUCUCUUCUCCUUAUGGGUAGGGCUCUGACAAAGCUUCCCGAUUAACUGAAAUAAAAAAUAUUUUUUUUUCUUUCA
Messenger RNA from Perognathus longimembris pacificus (Pacific pocket mouse), 1711 nucleotides. RefSeq names its product methyl-CpG binding protein 2 (gene Mecp2). Gene Ontology annotation, cellular component: nucleus; heterochromatin. Gene Ontology annotation, biological process: negative regulation of transcription by RNA polymerase II. The transcript is spliced from 3 exons. The record is from RefSeq and is a predicted model, not a curated record. The coding region runs from base 78 to 1583 and encodes 501 amino acids. Gene Ontology annotation, molecular function: chromatin binding; methyl-CpG binding; double-stranded methylated DNA binding. Lineage: Eukaryota; Metazoa; Chordata; Mammalia; Rodentia; Heteromyidae.